AUGGGCUCGUUGGAUGCCGCUGGUGUACAACUGGAGGAAGAGAACACAGCGCUACCGGUUGUGAUGCCAGCGCUGGAACUCCGCCGCUCAAUAGCGCUGCUCCGCAGCCGUGGUCUUGCAGGAAGCCUGCGCUACGUCCGUCUGCCAGCCGGGCUGCGAACUCCUGCUGAAUGGUUGGCCCACGAGGGCGCAGCUAUCCAAGUUCACAACAAUGGUAGUUGCACCUUUGACUCCAUGCCCUGUGCAGCUGAUGAGAUCGCUCUGCAGCCGCCACCGCCGAG
Molecule: messenger RNA, 281 nt
Organism: Symbiodinium pilosum
Lineage: Eukaryota; Dinophyceae; Suessiales; Symbiodiniaceae
Source: the annotation of a GenBank genome assembly